AUGCACGUUAGUCAGUUUUGUGUUAUCAUUGUGUCUGUACGUGUAUGUGUAAUAGUAAUUUUUCUCUCGUCAAAUCGUAAGUGAUAUUUCCACAUUUUGGUUUUGGGGAAUACAUUAAAACUUAUGAUAAAAUACUCAACAACUGUGAUUAAAUAAUAUUGUAGUUGAUGUCAAUAACUUGAUAUUUAUUAUCAUAUGGGCACCAGGAAUGAGGAAAUUGGAAACCAUUUAUCUAAUUGCAAUUAUAUCAUUGAUAAAAAAUACUUCAUGUGAAGGAUGAAGUGGUUUCAUAAAAAUGGCGAAGAUGCAUCGCCUCGUUUACUAAGUUUAUCACCAAUUAGAAAUCAUGAAACAGGAGUACCAGACUAUUCUGCCGGAAGAUAUUAUCAAAUACCUCAAGGACCCAGAAGAUCUAGACUAGAUACUUCUGCGACAAGACUAGAGAGUAUAGACUGUAAUGGAGAUGUCAGCUGUUAUAAUGUACGAGACCGCACUAUUCGAGUGCAAAACGUACGAACUAGACAACAAAUUAAAGAAAAACGAAAUCCGCUAUUGGAUCAAAUCAAGCAUACAGGUCUAACACACUUUAAACCUACAGCUACCAGCAACAAUAGUCAUGAUGACUCAAUAUACAAAGGGAAUCUCACGGAAAAAAAUGAAGAAGAAACUAAGCCAAGCAGAUUAAAAUCUUUAUCAGAUAAAUACCUUAAGUCAUCCACUCAAAGAUUUUUAGCGAAACUUUAUAAAAAUUCGCCUAAUAAAGCUCAUUCCCAAAAUGAAAAUAGCUCUUCAGCAGUUGAAGAACCACCCCCAAGAAAUAAGGUUAAACUACGAAGUCUUUCUUAUGGAGCAUUGCCGGGAUUAGAAGAAUUCCGAAAACGCCUUACUGAACUGCCAACAGACAAAACUACAGCACCCGAAGAUGAUGACAGUGGGAUACUUAUUAAUGAUCCGCCUAAUGAAUCGACUACUCCGUCUCCUGAUUUAAGUAAUCCAGAUCGAAACUUCAGGAGUGCAUCUCAAUAUGUUAUAAAACGAAACUAUGCACUUAGUUUACCUUCCGAUGGCAAUUCAGUUACUACAAAUUUAUCUUCCAGGGAAAAUUCGACCUGUGAUUACUGGGAUUAUAGAACAAUUCACUUACAUAAAAAUCAUCCAAAACAAAUUCUUGGUGUACAAAUUAAAGAAGUUCAAUCUGGAGGUAGUUUCGGUUAUGAAGUUAUAAACGUUGUUCGAGGUGGAAUAGCCGGCCAAACAAGCGAUUUAAAGGUUGGUGAUCAUAUCAUCUGUGUAAACGGUCAUCGUUUGAUUGGAGUUAACUCAUCUGAAGCUGAUAAAAUUCUUAACGAUGGCAGUAGUCCAGUUACAUUAGUAAUAGCUUCACGGAGAUCCAAUCAAUCAAAAUAUCAACAAAAAACUAAGACGAGAUUACCUGAAACGUUGGUGGAUUAUGAGAAUAAUGAAUUAAACUGUUCUAAUACGUUACAAAAAUAUAAUAGAAAUUUCCAUACAACAGUUUGUGUAACACCUCCGACACCUUCAAGACCACAGUCUUUAAAUAAGAAGAAUGUCACCAAAGUAUACCUUAAAGGAGAUAGCGACGCUACAUAUGUUGGGCCUGAUUGCGUAACAUUUUGUACAUUACCGAGACGACCUAAAACAAUAGUGUGCAAAUUUCACACGUUUGUAUUAGAAAAAGGUCCAGGAAAAAAAGGUUUAGGCUUCACAAUUGUUGGCGGAAAGGAUUCGCCUAAAGGUGCGAUGGGAAUUUUUAUUAAAAGUAUUUUGGACAAUGGACAAGCAGCUGAUGACGGCAGACUAAAACCAGGGGACGAAAUUUUAGCAGUUAACGGUACUUUUUGUCAUGAUCUGACUCAUUCGGAAGCCAUAACAUUGUUUAAAUCAUUUAAAAGUGGUUCUAUUGCUCUUCACGUUUGUCGAAGAUAUAAAACACCCAACGAAUCAAUCAAAGCCCGUUCGUGUACAAAUCUUUUAGAUAACAACGAAGAUGAAUCCGAUUAAGUCAACUAUUAACUAACUACAAUUUAUCUAGUCGCCAAUGUCUAUUAAAUUGUUUUUCUAAUUGUGGAUAUUUGUCGAAAAUUAUCCAUUGAGCUAUUACUCACACUCUAUUUAUAUAAUUUGUAUUAAUUUUUACCAUUGUGUACAGUAGCAUUUAGAUAAAUAUUAGCAAUUGCUUUAAGAUUCAGCAAGUGAAUUGAAAACCAUGAAUAUCUUAAUUAUUCUGUUCCUAUGAUUAUUGUAAUAAUUUAUUACUAAUAAAUAAUCAAUUUUUGUUA
Molecule: messenger RNA, 2300 nt
Organism: Daktulosphaira vitifoliae (grape phylloxera)
Lineage: Eukaryota; Metazoa; Arthropoda; Insecta; Hemiptera; Phylloxeridae
Product: PDZ domain-containing protein 2-like
Exons: 8
Coding region: 277-2022 (581 amino acids)
Molecular function (GO): protein binding
Source: RefSeq, a predicted model, not a curated record